Molecule: messenger RNA, 1216 nt
Organism: Cuscuta europaea
Lineage: Eukaryota; Viridiplantae; Streptophyta; Magnoliopsida; Solanales; Convolvulaceae
Source: the annotation of a GenBank genome assembly
AAUCGAGACAAUACCUCACCCCAUGCCGGUUUAAACCAAUUAAUACUCCCUCAUAUUCUAUCCAUAUAUUCAAGACUCGAUAUUUCCUUCCCACCAUCAAGGCCGUUACGUUCCGUUCCGCUGAGAAGCAAAUCUUCAUAUCUUUCUACCUCAAUCUACCAUGCCUCCAGUUGAUCUUGAAGCACUAGUCUCCGUCAGCGGCGGCGGCGGAUCUGACUGGGAAUUUUCGCGUAAGAGUUCGGCAGACAGCAGAGCCGACGGCGAAGACAGAUCGUUAAAGUUUGACACCGUCAACGGCGACGAGAAGAAAUCAGCCGUGGAUUUUCCUCCGGAAUCCUUCUUGCUUUCCAAAGAUGACGGAAUCGAUUGGUUCGACCGCAACGCUGUUCUGGAACGCAAGGAGUCGGGCAAAGGCGGCGCCAAUCCGAACCCGAUUUCCUCGAAUCCACUCUCGAGGUCAAGUUCGCAGAGGCUCACGAAGUUUCGGGGCGGUUCGAUGAUCGGGUUGCCCAGGGCUCAGAAGAGCGUUGACUUGAUGCGGAGGAGCUGUAGCAAGCCGGCGAGUAUCCGCCUCUUCCCGCCGAGGCGGUCAGAUUCUUCGGUCGGCGAACCGUCUUCCCCGAAGGUUUCGUGCAUAGGAAGGGUUAGAUCUAUGCGUGGUCGCCGGGAAUCGGCGUCGAGGAAGGAACAUUCGCUAGAGAAAUCUAGAAGCAUCGUAGAGAAGGGGAAAUCCGGGUUCAGGUUCUCUCGAUUCAUAUCCGUCCUCUUGUCCAGUAGGGGUCACAACCGCGGGAAGAAAACGCCGGAGAAAAAGGAAAAUCGAUCGAAGGUGGAGGAGCAGGACAGGCCAUCGAGGAAGAGCAUGAAAGAAGAAGUGCCGAUAAGUUACGAACCGGCGCCAGGCUUGGGAGGGAUGAAACGGUUCUCUUCCGGUCGGAGAUCGGAAUCGUGGCAAGCAAGUGAAAUUAAUGCCGCGAUCUGUGAGGCUUUCCAGACGGAGCGGUUAUGAGGCGUCCACGGAAGACUCCGUCGAAGCUCGGAUCUUUUUUUACCGCGGAAAUCCGUUUUUAUCCGCACUUUUAUAGCAGUAAGCCAGUAACACGUAAUGCACAGUAUACUGUUGAAUUUGUUAGUGUUGAUAUUUUGAUAAUUGAUGAUUAUAAUAUUACUCGAUAAUACUUGUUCAUUCCACUAAUACUAAUGGACAAAUAUAUUA